This is a messenger RNA of Mytilus trossulus (common blue mussel), 3422 nucleotides long. RefSeq lists its product as uncharacterized. The transcript is spliced from 6 exons. Bases 130 to 2571 code for a protein of 813 amino acids. NCBI's taxonomy places the organism in Eukaryota, Metazoa, Mollusca, Bivalvia, Mytilida, Mytilidae. The record is from RefSeq and is a predicted model, not a curated record.
ACCAGUUUGUAUAAGCGUUAGCUCCCUUUAAAAUCGUUUGGCAACUGAGAUAUGUAAACUUCCGGUUAGAUUGUACUCUACAACAACUACAAUAAUACAGAUGCUAAUGGCGUGGUAAAGAGAGAACUUAUGUCGGUCUCUGUUGACCUUGGUGAUACCAAAAUGGAUACAGAACCAGCGACAGAAGACGAUGUACCAAGAUUCAAAGAGGGCAGGAAAAGACAUCCCAAGGAGGCAGCAAGGGAGGCUACAUCGAUUAACUUUGAUGUAAAUCUUACCGAAGCGGCAUUUGGACACCUUGAAUUACUGGAAAUAGUCAAUGAAUAUCCAUGCUUGUAUUGUGGGCCAUUUAAAAGGCGUGGCAUCAAACGAUAUGAAGAGUUUUGGCUUCCGCUUGUAGCAUCACAGAAUGACUUCUUGGCAGCCCCCUUGGAUAUAGAAUGGAUAUGGCACUGUCAUAUGUUAGCACCAAAGGCAUAUAUUGCCGACUGUGAACGAAUGUUUGGAAAAAUAAUUGAUCAUAAGGUAUUUAGAAUGGACGAACGAGAAAUGCGAAUGCAUAAAUCACAAGAGCUUUGGGAAAAGAAGUAUCCAAAGGAACCAUUUUUGGUAGAUAUACCUGAUGCAGAUGCAUAUGCCGAAAACUAUGGACCCGAUAUAGAUCAGAGCUUAUGCACACAUUCUUCACGACUGGGAUACAAUAUCGAAUCUGCAACCUGUCGACAGGGUAAAUUCUUUCACAACGUGAGCCUGCCACACUAUCGUGACAAAAAAUAUAUGCGACUAGCAUUUGAAAGGUACCAGAAGUUUCUAUAUCUAAAACAAUGUACAGAAAAGACGUUCCUGGUGCCUUGUUAUGACAUUGAUUUGAUAUGGCAUACACAUCAACUGCAUCCUAUCAAAUACAAAGAAGACACACAAAGAGUUCUGGGUAAACUACUGCCUCAUGAUGACAAUACCACGGAUAGAUCAGAUGGAUCGAAACUGUCUAUUUCAUAUAAAAUAACCGGGAAACUUUGGCAUGAAUUGUAUGGUGAAAAUUACCAGUAUCCUGGUGCGAUGUACAGAGGUGAGACAUCACGUGGCAGGUAUAAGCAAGCAUCGGUUGCAGUACCUUCUGAAGUUCAACAAAAACCAGUCACAGUAACUUUUGAUUUUAUGGCACUAGAAAAAGGAAAAGAUGGGACGCCAGUGAAACAGUAUCAGGUAGAUGUCUUUAUGGAUUUCAAGGAUGACCAAAAAAGAUCAUAUGACAAUGGACGUAAACUUUUGAUGUCACUACAGGGACCGAAUUUAGAAUGUAUCGCUGGUGAGGCAAGACCCUUUGAAUAUGACCCAGUUACGCAACACAACCCAUUAGUUAUUCGACUAGCCAAAUUUAGAAAGGAAGACUUUGAAACAGCCUCAGAAAGUGGAUACAGUACAAGAUCUGACGUGGCUGUAAUGAAAACUAUUGCCGAAAAGGAUGAACUGAUUAUGAAUGAUCCAGAGGGAAGUAUACGUUCGCAAAUGAUGGCAAGUGCGAGGUCAAAGAAAUCGGAUAAAUCAGAUGAAAGUAUAUCUGGUUCGUCAGGUUUUAGCAGUUGCGAUGACUUUAUGAGUGAAAAGUCGCAGGAAUCUUUCCUUGAAGCUCAACUAGAAUUAAAUGGGAUUGGAGACUGGGUUAGUUCGACGCAAAAAAUGUUCCAAGAAACAAUUGGUUACGAGGAUUCAUCUGGAGGACACUACAUGUUGUAUCUUAGUGGAAGAAUAGAGGAUAGAAGUGACUUGUGUCAUUUUGUUUUGGUUUCAGAGGAAUUCGAAACAAUGAUAUAUCCAAAAGAUUUAUCACAAAUAAAAAUUCCUGAAUAUACGAUAUAUGACCCACAGGAAAACUGCCGUGUUUGCUACUUUGCUGAUCAAAAAAUGAGGGACGACAAAAAUGGUCUAAGUUUUACAUGUCGAGUAAUGCAUGCGCCAUUGCAUACUGUAUCAGCUGUUCAAAUCUAUCAUGGUGAAGAGAUUCUCCAGGACGAAAUAGUCAAACCAAUUGUUACUAUCAAACUUGUAGAUUCUCAACAACUGCCCUUGCCAUCUAUGGUGUUUAAUGGUGCAAAGCCUUGUCUCACGCUUGAUCCAAGGUACAAAGAAAGAGGCGUGCUCAUUCAGGAUAAUGACGGGGAUUGGGCAAUAGUUGUUGGUUCUUGGUUUGUAACUGAUGACCAACCAGGAGCUCUUCGUUUUAAGUUAUAUAAAUGCAACAGUGGGAUUAUCAAAACAUUGAUGCUACGAUACGAGGAGCACCAAUGCAAAAUAACAAUUGAAUCCUGUACCAUUGACUUUCAAAAUGGUCGACUCGAGAUUGAUGCAAAAUCAGACGAGUUGGUACAGAAUAUUGGACUUGCUUUUGCGAUUGCCAUCCUGCAUGUACUUUGUGUACCGCGACCUGACACCUGGAAACCUGGUGAACCUGUUGUUACACCAAAAACAAAACACGUCUUUACAGACUCAAUGUUGUUUGCUCAUGGUGUUGGUUUAGAUAUUGUUACUCCAUCCAAUCAUUUCAGAGAAAAACGCAGACAGAAGAAAUAAAUCUGUUUUAAAGUAACAAAUUGCUGAUAGCAUGUUUGUGCACUUUUUAGCAAAAUGAAUGUUAAUCUCAACUGAAGUACAAUUAAGGUUAACCGAAAGUGAAAAGGAGUUAAUGUUCAUACUGUCUUUCAAAUACAUGAUAGAUUCUCAGAAUAGAUUUAUUUCAUAUCACAUUAUAUCCAUAUAUAGAUUUUGAACUGAAUCUGAUAUGCAACAACCUUUAAGGAUAUAUAUGCUUAAAUUAUUUUUCAUUGAUGAUUAUCAUACUCUCAAAGCCGAGUAGAGAUGGUUCAUUUAAUUCUUUGUAUAACUCAAAAGAUUGCUACCACGAAGAAAGCAGGUUUUUUUUCUAGAUUUACCAACGAAAAUCAAUACAUUUCAUAGAAAUUUAAGUGUGCUGGUAUAGGAGUCCCUUCAACGAAGUUGAGAGGACAAAUGCAGUACCAACUUGUCUACGAUUCUGAUUGUUGCGAUGAAUCUAACUUGGUAAACAGUUGUUGAAUUGAGUUUGUGAUCGUGGUAAACUUUCCUUUUUGUACUUAUAUGAAUUUGCCAUUGAGUUCAUCCUUCACUGCUUAGUGAUUAUGCUCAAGUUAAGGGACUUCCGUUUUGAAUUUUCAUUGGAGUUCGGUAUAUUUGUUAAUUUACUUUUUAUACAUGGUAAUGAAAUCAUCGUACAAAUGUUAAUAUUGAAAAAAACUGGUGGAGUUUAAUUGUGAAUGUGUUUUUGUUGACUGCUAACCUGAUUUAAUUUUAAUUUGUGAUAAUAACCACUAUUGAAGUGUUGUUAUAUUGUUAUUGUUAUCAAAUUUGCAUUUAUUUAUUAUAUAAUAAAAAAAUAUUUCAAACAA